Molecule: messenger RNA, 1508 nt
Organism: Tupaia belangeri chinensis (Chinese tree shrew)
Lineage: Eukaryota; Metazoa; Chordata; Mammalia; Scandentia; Tupaiidae
Product: reticulocalbin-2
Exons: 6
Coding region: 129-974 (281 amino acids)
Cellular component (GO): endoplasmic reticulum
Molecular function (GO): calcium ion binding
Source: RefSeq, a predicted model, not a curated record
GCCCUCUACCCUCGGACGCUGGCCGCCGAGAGUGCAGGGAGCAGGGGCCCUGCAGAUCAGGUGGGGGACACCCCGAAACCCCUCUGCUGCAACGGCUUCUCGUGGCCCUGCCCUUCACCAGCACAGUGAUGCUUGACCCUCCUGUAUAUCGCUUUCCCUCAAAGGAAGAAGUCGAUGAAUUUGUUAAACUGGAUCACGAUGAACAGCAAAAAAGGCUGCGGUCGAUCAUAAAGAAAAUUGAUUCGGAUUCUGAUGGCUUUCUCACCGAAAGUGAGCUCAGUUCGUGGAUUCAGAUGUCUUUUAAGCAUUAUGCCAUGCAAGAAGCGAAACAGCAGUUUGUCGAAUAUGACAAAAACAGCGACGGCAGCGUGACUUGGGAUGAAUACAACAUCCAGAUGUAUGACCGGGUGAUCGACUUCGACGAGAACACCGCUCUGGAUGAUGCCGAGGAGGAGUCGUUCAGACAGCUUCAUUUAAAGGACAAGAAGCGAUUCGAAAAAGCUAACCAGGAUUCGGGACCCGGGUUGAAUCUGGAAGAAUUUAUUGCUUUUGAGCAUCCUGAAGAAGUCGAUUAUAUGACGGAGUUUGUCAUUCAAGAGGCUUUAGAAGAACAUGACAAAAACGGCGACGGCUUUGUCAGUCUGGAGGAAUUCCUUGGUGAUUACAGACGGGAUCCAACUGCAAGUGAAGAUCCAGAAUGGAUACUGGUGGAGAAAGACAGAUUCGUGAACGAUUACGACAAAGAUAAAGAUGGCAGGCUCGACCCCCAGGAGCUCUUGUCUUGGGUGGUUCCCAAUAAUCAGGGCAUUGCACAAGAAGAGGCUGUACAUCUGAUUGAUGAAAUGGAUUUGAAUGGAGACAGAAAGCUCUCUGAAGAAGAGAUUCUGGAAAACCAGGACUUGUUCCUCACCAGCGAGGCCACGGAUUACGGCAGACAACUCCACGACGACUACUUCUAUCACGAUGAGCUGUAGUCCCCGCGUCGCCCGAGCCCAGUGCCGGGGCCUUUUCUAAUCCGUCACCAGCUUUACUUUUGUGAUAAAAUAUCGAGGUUGUGUUUUACACUCUUAACAUAUGACCACAGUCAAAUGACCUUAAUGUAGAUUAGAAUAAUUUUGGCCCUUGAGGAGAAAAACAAAACAAAAGCCUGGUGUUGAUUUCCCGACGUGUUGGAGAAAUAAAACAUUGAUUAAUAUUGUACCAUACGACAGCAGAGACUUCCGGGAUGCGCCAUCUGUCUAGUACUGUAUUGUGGAAUGUCUGCGUUGUUUCCGUACUUGAAGAAAUGCAGGGUGUUAGAGACGCCUCAACACUUAUUUAAGUAGUACGUGACUGAGCUACCAAUUUUUGUUCUAAGUAGAUUUAAUUUGGGAACUGACAGAGGGACAGUGUUUUAGGGUUAGCCUUUUGUUUUAAAACCUUUAAAGGAACCUUUAGAAGAACUUAGACCUCACACUUUGAUGUUGAGAAGUUGUGCUUCAUUUUAAAAUGGUUUCUCUAAAGGUUUU